UAAUAAAUAGUCACCAAAACCACACUCACUUUUCACAGUUUUUAAACCCUUCUCUUCUUUCUUUCACUUCCUCAAACCCAAAAUAUUCUUUUCAAGUUUUCCAUCAAUCUUAAAACACCAUGUCUUCCUUCAAGAACAAAUACCAAGAUGAACUGAUUGCCAAUGCUGCUUACAUUGGCACUCCCGGGAAGGGUAUCCUUGCCGCUGAUGAGUCAACUGGUACAAUUGGCAAACGUUUGGCCAGCAUCAGUGUCGAGAAUGUUGAAACAAACAGACGUGCUCUUAGGGAACUCCUGUUCACGACACCCGGUGCUUUUCAUUGUCUCAGUGGUGUCAUACUGUUUGAGGAAACUCUAUACCAAAACACCGCUUCAGGAAAACCCUUUGUAGAGUUGUUGAAGGAAGGUGGUGUUCUUCCUGGUAUUAAGGUUGACAAGGGCACCGUGGAGCUUGCCGGAACUAAUGGUGAAACCACCACUCAAGGUUUGGACGGGCUCGGUCAGCGUUGCCAGAAGUACUACGAAGCCGGUGCCCGUUUUGCCAAAUGGCGUGCCGUGCUGAAGAUCGGUCCAAACGAACCAUCCGAGUUGGCUAUCCAUGAAAAUGCCUAUGGUCUUGCUCGAUACGCAGCCAUAUGCCAGGAGAAUGGCCUGGUGCCUAUUGUGGAGCCAGAGAUUCUGGUGGAUGGACGCCAUGACAUCAACAAAUGUGCGGCAGUGACUGAGCGUGUACUUGCUGCAUGCUACAAGGCACUGAACGACCACCAUGUUCUGCUUGAAGGAACUUUGUUGAAGCCCAACAUGGUGACUCCUGGUUCGGAGUCUCCAAAGGUGACCCCAGAGGUGAUAGCUCAAUACACUGUUGCGGCGUUGCAGAGGACUGUUCCUGCUGCAGUUCCGGCUAUUGUUUUCUUGUCUGGUGGGCAGAGUGAGGAGGAGGCGACCCUGAACCUGAAUGCCAUGAACAAGUUGCAGGGAAAGAAGCCAUGGUCUCUUUCUUUCUCUUUUGGAAGGGCACUGCAACAGAGCACUCUUAAGGCAUGGGGUGGGAAAGAUGAAAACAUUAAGAAGGCUCAGGAUGCCUUCAUUGCUAGGUGCAAGGCAAACUCACAAGCAACCUUGGCAACUUACAAAGGUGACGCUACCCUUUCCGAGGGUGCCUCGGAGUCUCUCCAUGUCAAGAACUACAAAUACUGAAAAAAGGUGAUGCGGUUUUGCUCCUUUGACCACCCAAUUACUUAACUGCCUCUAAAUAAGCGUGAAGACAAAGCAAGGAAGAAGGUUGAAGAGAGAAACGAAAGUUGUGUUGUGUUAUGAUAAGGACUGCCAAUAUGUCUCCCCAACCCUUGCAUUUGGUUUUCCUUUAGCAGGAAACUUCUUUACUCUUUCCCAGGUACGGAUACUGUCUGCCCAGGAGCGUAAGAUGUAUCAGUAAUAUUUAUGUAAUGCUUAUGCAUAUGUAUGUAUCUGUGUAGUAGUAGCGAUAGUAGUGCCACUACUACAUACCCUCACAAUGCAACAAAAUACUUACACUGCAGAUAAGACCCUGUGUACAUGUCAUGCUACUGUCACUCACUAUCCUACAAAAAGUAUGAAAUAAAUAAUUUCAUUUUGGGCUGUGGCCUAUUUCACUUUCC
This is a messenger RNA of Vigna angularis (adzuki bean), 1636 nucleotides long. Its product is annotated as fructose-bisphosphate aldolase 6, cytosolic. The record is from RefSeq and is a predicted model, not a curated record. Gene Ontology annotation, cellular component: cytosol. The transcript is spliced from 4 exons. Gene Ontology annotation, molecular function: fructose-bisphosphate aldolase activity. Gene Ontology annotation, biological process: fructose 1,6-bisphosphate metabolic process; glycolytic process. Bases 120 to 1196 code for a protein of 358 amino acids. NCBI's taxonomy places the organism in Eukaryota, Viridiplantae, Streptophyta, Magnoliopsida, Fabales, Fabaceae.